AUGUUCCAGAAGGGGGAGGUGCAUAACAAACCAUCAGGAUUCUGGGGAAUGAUAAAGAGUGUUACCACUUCAGUACCAGGAAGUGAAAAUCUUACUCUUAUUCAACAGGAAGUGGAUGCUUGGAAGAACUAAGCAGGCAGUUCUUUGGAAGAACUAAGCAGGCAGCUUUUUCUGGAAACGGCUGAUCUCUAUGCUACCAAGGAGAGACUAGAAUACUCCAAAACUUUCAAGGGGAAAUAUUUUAAUUUUCUGGGUUACUUUUUCUCUAUUUACUGUGUUUGGAAAAUUUUCAUGGCAACCAUUAAUAUCGUUUUUGACCAAGUUGGGAAAACUGAUCCAGUCACAAGAGGCAUUGAGAUUACUGUGAAUUAUCUGGGGAUCCAAUUUGAUGUGAAGUUCCGGUCCCAGCACAUUUCCUUCAUUCUGAUUGGAAUAAUCAUUGUCACGUCUAUUAGAGGAGUGCUGAUCACUCUUACCAAGUUCUUCUAUGCCAUAUCCAGCAGUAAGUCUUCCAAUGUCAUUGUCCUGCUAUUAGCACAGAUAAUGGGCAUGUACUUCAUCUCCUCUGUGCUGCUGAUCCGAGUGAGCAUGCCUCUGGAGUACCGCACCACAGGCACCGAAGUUCUCCGAGAGCUGCAGUUCAACUUCUGUCACCAUUGGUUUGAUGUCAUCUUCCUGGUCAGUGCUCUCUCCAGCAUACUCUUCCUCUAUCUGGCCCACAGACAGGCACCAGAGAAGCAUAUGGCACCUUGAACUCAU
Molecule: messenger RNA, 759 nt
Organism: Balaenoptera ricei (Rice's whale)
Lineage: Eukaryota; Metazoa; Chordata; Mammalia; Artiodactyla; Balaenopteridae
Product: Golgi pH regulator-like
Biological process (GO): intracellular pH reduction
Cellular component (GO): Golgi cisterna membrane
Molecular function (GO): voltage-gated monoatomic anion channel activity
Source: RefSeq, a predicted model, not a curated record